Molecule: messenger RNA, 957 nt
Organism: Aspergillus ochraceoroseus IBT 24754
Lineage: Eukaryota; Fungi; Ascomycota; Eurotiomycetes; Eurotiales; Aspergillaceae
Product: putative mitochondrial phosphate carrier protein (Mir1)
Exons: 4
Coding region: 1-957 (318 amino acids)
Biological process (GO): mitochondrial phosphate ion transmembrane transport
Cellular component (GO): mitochondrial inner membrane
Molecular function (GO): phosphate transmembrane transporter activity
Source: RefSeq, a predicted model, not a curated record
AUGGCUGCUGCUGCUCCUGCUUCUGCCCCCAAGGUUGAAGUCGCCGUUCCCGCGACUCCCCAGCUUUCUGGGCUCCAGCUCUACUCCAGAUUCGCCUUCGCUGGUGCUGUCUGCUGCUCCGUUACCCACGGUGCUCUCACUCCCGUCGAUGUCGUCAAGACCAGAAUCCAGCUUGACCCCGUUACCUACAACCGUGGUAUGAUCGGUGGUUUCAAGCAGGUCAUUGCCAAAGAGGGUGCUGGCGCUCUCCUGACUGGUUUCGGUCCUACCGCUGCCGGUUACUUCCUCCAGGGUGCUUUCAAGUUCGGUGGUUAUGAGUUCUUCAAGCAGCAGUGGAUCAACCAGCUUGGUCUUGACACUGCCCGUGAAUACCGCACUGCUAUCUACCUCGCCUCUGCUGCCACUGCCGAAUUCUUCGCCGAUAUUGCCCUCUGCCCUCUGGAAGCUACCCGUAUCCGUCUCGUCUCUCAGCCUGAAUUCGCUAGCGGUCUCCUGUCUGGUUUCACCAAGAUCCUCAAGAACGAGGGUAUCGGCGCUUUCUACUCUGGUUUCGGUCCCAUCCUCUUCAAGCAGGUCCCUUACACCAUGGCCAAGUUCGUCGCUUUCGAGAAGUUCUCCGAGGCUAUCUACAGCUUUGUCGACAAGAACACUCUCUCCGAUGGCGCUAAGACUGGUGUCAACCUUGGUUCUGGUCUCCUUGCUGGUUUCGCCGCUGCCAUUGUCUCCCAGCCCGCCGAUACUAUGCUGAGCAAGAUCAACAAGACCCAGGGUCUCCCUGGUGAGAGCACCACCUCCCGUCUCAUCAAGAUCGCCAAGGAGCUUGGCCUCCGCGGCUCUUUCGGUGGUAUUGGUGCCCGUCUCUUCAUGAUUGGUACCAUCACUGCCGGUCAGUUCGCCAUCUACGGUGACAUCAAGCGUAUCUUGGGUGUCACCGGCGGUGUCGAGAUCUCCAAAUAG